Sebastes umbrosus (honeycomb rockfish) is the source of this 2317-nucleotide messenger RNA. It is a transcript of the gene becn1, whose product is annotated as beclin 1, autophagy related. Gene Ontology annotation, cellular component: phosphatidylinositol 3-kinase complex, class III, type I; phagophore assembly site; phosphatidylinositol 3-kinase complex, class III, type II. NCBI's taxonomy places the organism in Eukaryota, Metazoa, Chordata, Actinopteri, Perciformes, Sebastidae. The transcript is spliced from 12 exons. Gene Ontology annotation, biological process: autophagy; autophagosome assembly; cellular response to nitrogen starvation. The record is from RefSeq and is a predicted model, not a curated record. The coding region runs from base 168 to 1511 and encodes 447 amino acids.
UUCACAUGACGUCACUUCCGCCGUAAACAACAACAAGGAAGUGGAAAGAUAAGUCCCGAGGUGUUGCAAACCAAAUGCAACAGUCACGCUACAUCUAUUAGAAGCAAUUUCUCAUUUUAAACGGAUUAUUAUGCACUAGUUUUCAUUUUUCACAAGCGACACUAGAGAUGGAGGGCUCCAAGUCGUCGAGCACAACCAUGCAGGUCAGCUUCGUGUGUCAGCGCUGCUGUCAGCCGCUCAAACUGGACACAUCCUUCAAUGUGCUCGACCGGGUAACGAUCCAGGAACUUAUUGCUCCGUUGGUCACAGUGACCCCAAGCAAACAGGCUGACAACACUGAUGGGGAGACAGCACCAGAGGAGACCUUUGUGGAAAACAAGCAAGAUGGAGUUUCAAGAAAAUAUAUCCCUCCUGCACGGAUGAUGUCCACAGAGAGCGCCAACAGCUUCACACUGAUUGGAGAAGCAUCAGAUGGCGGCACCAUGGAAAAUCUUAGUCGUAGGCUGAAGGUGACCAGUGACCUGUUUGACAUCAUGUCGGGCCAGACAGACGUGGACCACCCGCUGUGUGAGGAAUGUACCGACACCCUGCUGGACCACCUGGACACGCAGCUCAACAUCACAGAGAACGAAUGCCAGAAUUACAAGCAGUGCCUGGAGCUGCUGUCACACCUGCAGGUGGAGGGAGAGGAGACCCUGCUGGCGGAGCUGCAUCAUCUGAAGGAGGAGGAGGAGGCUCUGGUCCAGGAGCUGGAGGCAGUGGAGGAGCAGAGGGCUGCCGUGGCUCAGGACCUGACCCAGAGCAGGAUCCACUCUCAGCAGCUGGACACAGAGGAGCUACAGUACCAGAAGGAGUACAGCGAGUUUAAACGGCAACAGCUGGAGCUGGAUGAUGAGCUGAAGAGUGUUGACAACCAGAUGCGUUACUGCCAGAUUCAGCUAGAUCGCCUGAAAAAGACCAACGUCUUCAACGCCACAUUUCACAUCUGGCACAGCGGCCAGUUUGGCACCAUCAACAACUUCCGUCUGGGUCGACUCCCCAGCGUCCCAGUGGAGUGGAAUGAGAUCAACGCAGCCUGGGGGCAGACGGUGCUGCUGCUGCACGCUCUGGCCAACAAAAUGGGGCUGCGCUUCCAGAGAUAUCGUCUUGUCCCAUACGGAAACCACUCGUACUUAGAGUCACUGACAGACAAGUCCAAGGAACUUCCUCUGUACUGCUCAGGAGGCCUGAGGUUCUUCUGGGACAAUAAAUUCGACCACGCCAUGGUGGCCUUCCUAGACUGUGUCCAGCAGUUCAAAGAGGAGGUGGAAAAAGGAGACACUGGCUUCUGCCUUCCGUACAGGAUGGAUGUGGAGAAAGGAAAGAUCGAGGACACGGGAGGCAGCGGCGGCUCCUACUCCAUCAAAACCCAAUUCAAUUCUGAGGAGCAGUGGACGAAGGCGCUCAAGUUUAUGCUCACCAACCUGAAGUGGGGACUGGCAUGGGUCACGUCACAGUUCUACAACAGAUAGACAAUGGACUAUGCCUUGAGAUAUUGACCCUAUAAUGAAUGGAUUUUGUGUGAAUCUUACUUGGCCAAAGGAAAAGAAAUGGUUAUGUGUGCACCAUUUUUUUGCAAGUCAACGUUCUAGAUCUUCAGUCCAGAUUGUCUGUUUUUUAUACAUUACAAAGACGGGAUAAUUUGUAUCUACUUUGCUGCGAAGUGGAGUUUCUAAAUUUGGAAGCAUUAAAGACACAGGUCGUGGUCACGUCCCUCAAAAUAAGCGGGAUGAGAUAACUACAUGUGCGUCUUUUAGUUUCUUUUUAUCGUCUGCUUCAAUAAUUAAUAUCUGGCUUUUUCUGAAGAGCUGACGUUGCAUUUAGACAACUUCACACGUCUUCAGACUAGAAUGUAAUUUAAAAGAAAUCUUCACCAAAUUUACUUCUAACCACUUUAUCAAGUUCAAGGUAUCCUUGCUCUCCUGUUGCACUGUACACCUUUGAAGGCACUGUGUAACUUUCUCCACAGUGAGAAAAAAAGUUUUUCUCCCAAUUAUAUAAGCUGUAAGAGUAUGAUGUCAUGUUCAAGGAUGGAUUUUUAAUAGAUUAACACUGUUUAGUAUUCAACAAGAGUGUCAGUAUUUCAUUAACUUCUAAAGCAGUUAUCAUGUUUGACAGUUACAUACAUACGUUGCAGGUAAACUGUUGUAUUUAGAGGUACACUGAGACACCUUUGUGUUCAUACUCUGCACCAUCACAUUCAUUUGUCUGUUUUAGAUACGAUGGAUACUUUUAAUGGUGGGAUUUGAGUUAAUAAAACAUUUCAUGCUGUGAAAAA